Penicillium chermesinum is the source of this 597-nucleotide messenger RNA. Its product is annotated as NOPCHAP1/New4 family protein. The coding region runs from base 1 to 597 and encodes 198 amino acids. Gene Ontology annotation, biological process: box C/D snoRNP assembly. The transcript is spliced from 2 exons. The record is from RefSeq and is a predicted model, not a curated record. NCBI's taxonomy places the organism in Eukaryota, Fungi, Ascomycota, Eurotiomycetes, Eurotiales, Aspergillaceae.
AUGAGUGCAACCAAUCGCACCCUCACACAUAACCCACGCAUCCCCCCAAAUGCCUCUUCGGACGAUGACGACCCAACCUCGUCUUCCGGCUCUUCAGAUAGCGAAAGCGAAGAAUCCUCCGAAGAUGAAGACGAAGACACCUACCAGGAACGGUCAGCUGAAGGCGCAUCUUCUACACAGAGGCCAUCAAUACCAAGUAUCACUGGUCGUCGCAAACCACGAAUUACCGCCCCAAAUGUAAACUCGGAUUUGAUGGCUCGCUUGUCAGCGUUUCUCCCACAGAUCCAGAGCGCAAACGAACAGCUGGAGAAGGAGAUUGCUGAGGGCCAUGGGCAGAACCUGGUUUUAGAUAACGCCGACGAAGGAAGUGAUUACAUCGAAAUGAAUCUUGGCCUAGGCGUGCUCGAAGAAAAGAGUGGUGAUGGGCAGAAUUCUGAUGGUGCAGACAAGAAUGCUCAAUUGGAUGGUGACUCAAAUGAAAUACCGGCGAACCAGGCGAAUCGUUCCAGUGAGCAAGACUCUGAUAUUUUGAGCCAUCUCAUGGGCGGAAAGGAUCAUGAUGAAGACAUGGUCAAACCGUCGAUUGAGGAAGUGUAA